GAGAGAGAGAGAGAGAGAGAAGAAGCGAGGGGGAGGAACAUGGGGAGAUCGCCAUGCUGCGAGAAAGCUCACACCAACAAGGGUGCAUGGACCAAGGAGGAGGACGAGCGCCUCAUCGCUCACAUCCGAGCCCACGGAGAGGGCUGCUGGCGUUCCCUCCCCAAGGCCGCCGGUCUGCUCCGGUGCGGCAAGAGCUGCCGCCUUCGGUGGAUCAACUACCUCCGCCCCGACCUCAAGCGCGGCAACUUCACCGAGGACGAGGACGAGCUCAUCAUCAAGCUCCACAGUCUCUUGGGCAACAAAUGGUCGCUGAUCGCUGCAAGACUCCCCGGGAGAACGGACAACGAGAUUAAGAACCACUGGAACACACACAUCAGGCGGAAGCUACUGAGUCGAGGAGUGGAUCCUGCGACCCACCGGCCGGUCAACGACCGUCCGCCAUCUAACAUUACAAUCUCCUUCGAGAGGAGAGAGGGGAAGGCGGUCGGCGGCAGCGAGGAGUCAUCGGUAUGGCAGCAGCAAACCCAGCGUCCAGACCUCAACCUGGAGCUGUGCAUAAGCCUUCCCUUCCAACAAGACCCCCAUGAGCUCACCAAGAGGGAGAAGAGCCUCUGUUUCAGCUGCAGCUUGGGGUUGCAGAACAGCAAGGAGUGCAAGUGCCGAGACUUCUCCGGCCUCAGCAAUGGAAUGUUGAGCUACAGAGGCCUGAAGAUGAAGUAAAUGCAGACAAAAGACAAUCUGGGAUAAGAGAUGAGGGAGAGGAAUAAGGGGAUCUCUUAGCUUCUAAUUCAACAGCCUCUCCCAUUUCCUAGUCCUAUUUGGAAUUUGGUGUUUUGUUUCUUUUGUACAAUUAUGAGCAGAUAUAAUACCAGAUGAUCAGCUACCAUGAACUUUAUACUGAUCUUGUGAA
Molecule: messenger RNA, 910 nt
Organism: Musa acuminata subsp. malaccensis (wild Malaysian banana)
Lineage: Eukaryota; Viridiplantae; Streptophyta; Magnoliopsida; Zingiberales; Musaceae
Product: MYB31 transcription factor31
Source: RefSeq, a predicted model, not a curated record